UAGGCGAUGGGACCGGAAAUUAACCGGGGCAGAGGGUGGUGUUGCAGACAAACCUGAUGUUGGCCCCGGCGGGCUCGCCAGCCCCAGCUCCCGGGAGCCGGUCUAGAAGCGCGUGAGGAAGGCGGAGCAAGGGGCGGGGCCGCUGCAGGGGCGGGGCCUGCAGGCUGUCCGGCGCGGGGCGGGGACCUCUUGUCCCCGCGGGACCCCGCCUGCCUGGACGCCGGCGGCGGCACGGCCAUGAAGCUGAAGCUGAAGAACGUGUUUCUCGCCUACUUCCUGGUGUCGAUCGCCGGCCUCCUCUACGCGCUGGUGCAGCUCGGCCAGCCAUGUGACUGCCUCCCUCCCUUGCGGGCAGCAGCAGAGCAGCUUCGGCAGAAGGAUCUGAGGAUUUCCCAGCUGCAAGCUGACCUCCAUCGGCCAGUCCCUGCCCCUGCCCAGCCCCCUGAGCCUGAGGCCCUGCCUACUAUCUAUGUUGUUACCCCCACCUAUGCCAGGCUGGUGCAGAAGGCAGAGCUGGUGCGGCUGUCCCAGACUCUGAGUCUGGUGCCCCGGCUGCAUUGGCUGCUGGUGGAGGAUGCCGAGGGCCCUACCCCACUGGUCUCGGGGCUGCUGGCUGCCUCUGGCCUCCUCUUCACACACCUGGCGGUCCUUACUCCCAAGGCCCAGCGGCUCCGGGAGGGCGAGCCAGGCUGGGUUCGUCCCCGCGGUGUAGAGCAACGGAACAGGGCUCUGGACUGGCUCCGGACUGGAAGGGGCGCCAUAGGGGGCGAGAAGGACCCACCUCCCCCAGGGACCCGGGGAGUUGUGUACUUUGCUGAUGAUGACAACACCUACAGCCGGGAGCUCUUUGAGGAGAUGCGCUGGACCCGUGGUGUCUCAGUGUGGCCUGUGGGGCUGGUGGGCGGCCUGCGAUUCGAGGGCCCUCGGGUGCAGGACGGCCGGGUCGUGGGCUUCCACACGGCGUGGGAGCCCACUCGGCCCUUCCCAAUGGAUAUGGCGGGAUUUGCGGUCUCCCUGCCCUUGCUGUUGGCUAAGCCCAAUGCCCAGUUUGAUGCCACGGCUCCUCGGGGCCAUCUGGAGAGCAGUUUCCUGAGCCACCUGGUGGAUCCCAAGGACCUGGAGCCACGGGCGGCCAACUGCACUCGGGUCCUGGUGUGGCAUACUCGGACAGAGAAGCCCAAGAUGAAGCAGGAGGAGCAGCUGCAGCGGCAGGGCCGAGGCUCAGACCCAGCCGUGGAGGUGUGAUGGACAUCCCGCCCCGACUACAGCCUCAUCAGGCACAGCCCUGUGGGCCUGGGCCCCCGGCCUGCCCAGGAUGUGGUUUUCCAAGUCCUGACCCCUCAGAGCCAGGGUGGCCCUGUCCCUCUGCCAUUGCAAGCCCUAGGGCGUGGCCCAGCUGCUUUCCCCCUCCCUCACCCUGCCAUGUGGCACUGCCCAUAAGCUGGGGACAAGCAGCCCUUGUGUUGAGCCUGGUUGGCCCUGUCUGGGGCGGAGCAAAGGACAGAAAGACUCAGGAGGGAGGGCAGCUGAGUAACUGGGUAACUUAUUGGGGCUGGGCAUGCACUGGGGGGCUGGAGGAGCUGGGCUGGACCCUCCCCACCUGAGCAUGCUAACCCCUUCCUACCUCCACAGAAUAAAAAAAAAUAUCAACCUG
Molecule: messenger RNA, 1654 nt
Organism: Phyllostomus hastatus (greater spear-nosed bat)
Lineage: Eukaryota; Metazoa; Chordata; Mammalia; Chiroptera; Phyllostomidae
Gene: B3GAT3
Product: beta-1,3-glucuronyltransferase 3
Exons: 5
Coding region: 238-1245 (335 amino acids)
Biological process (GO): chondroitin sulfate proteoglycan biosynthetic process; carbohydrate metabolic process
Cellular component (GO): Golgi membrane
Molecular function (GO): galactosylgalactosylxylosylprotein 3-beta-glucuronosyltransferase activity
Source: RefSeq, a predicted model, not a curated record